AAAGAGGAAGAACAGAGAUCCAUUUUCACUGCAGAGAAUCAUGAAGUCAAUGAAUGAUAACAACAACUGGCUUGGCUUCUCUCUUUCAUCCCAUUUGAAAAUGGAAGUUGAUUCUGUUCUUCCUACACCUUACUAUGGAGUUCCCGAUCAUUUAACCGUUAUGCCUCUCAAAUCCGACGGUUCUCUCUGUAUCAUGGAAGCUCUCUCGAGAUCCCAACAUCAAGGGUUGGUGGAAAAUGGAUCAGUACCAAAGCUAGAAGAUUUCUUGGGAGGAGGAUCUCAUCAUGAUAGAGAAGCAAUGGAAAUGGCUCUAAGUUUAGACAGUAAUAUUUACUACAAUAAUGAACCAAAAGCCCUUAACUUUCUUCUUCAAGAACAGAACCAAAAACAUCAACAAGAACAAGAAGAAGAGAACAACAGAUUCUAUCAUUCUUCAUUAAUGGCCUGUAAUGUUUUAUAUGAACAAGAUCAAGAUGCAGGGCAUACCAAUACUAAACAUGAACAGCAUUCCCAUUUAGCUGAUGUUGGUUUCAGAAACUGGGUAGUUUCAGAUGAAGAACAUCAACAAGUUUUUGAUUUGGAGAAUCAAAUGAACAUGUGUAUUAAUGAUAAUGGAGAUUUGCAGUCUUUGAGUUUGUCAAUGAGUCCUGGUUCUCAUGAAUCAAGCUGCGUAACUAUUCCAGCUCCUCCUCCUACAGUGAUGGAGUCCAUUGCAGUUAUUGAUCAAUGUAAUAAGAAGAGAACAUCUUCUUCUUCCUCUAAAGUUGUUCAUAAACAACCUGUUCAUAGGAAGUCCAUUGAUACUUUUGGCCAGAGAACUUCUCAGUUCAGAGGUGUUACAAGGCAUAGAUGGACAGGGAGAUAUGAAGCACAUUUAUGGGACAACAGCUGUAAGAAGGAAGGACAGACUAGAAAAGGGAGACAAGUUUAUCUUGGUGGUUAUGAUAUGGAAGAGAAAGCUUCAAGAGCUUAUGAUCUUGCUGCUCUUAAGUAUUGGGGACCCUCAACCCAUAUCAACUUUCCGUUGGAGAACUACACUCAAGAGCUUGAGGAUAUGAAGAACAUGACCCGUCAAGAAUAUGUUGCACAUUUGAGAAGAAAAAGCAGUGGUUUUUCAAGGGGAGCUUCUAUCUACAGAGGGGUGACAAGACAUCAUCAACAUGGAAGGUGGCAAGCUCGGAUUGGUCGAGUAGCAGGAAACAAGGAUCUUUACCUUGGAACUUUUGGCACUCAAGAGGAAGCAGCCGAGGCUUAUGAUAUCGCUGCAAUAAAAUUCCGCGGAUUGAAUGCUGUGACCAAUUUCGACAUAUCCAAAUACGAUGUAGAAAAGAUAAUUGCCAGCCCUGACUUGUUAUCAGCAGAACUUGCUCGUAAAACUAAUAAAGACUCGUCUGGUCAUAACCAUAACCAUAACCGAAACAGUUGUGAUCAGAAGCCAGAAAAUGGGACAGUAUCGGAUUGGAAAAAUGUUGAGAAUUAUCCUGUUGCAUCGUUUUCCAUGGCGAUGAUGCAUGACCUUAUUGGGCUUGAUUCGGUUGAGACUAACACUAAUCCGAUGUCUUUGUUGGGCAGCUCAAUGGAUCAAGUCAAAGAAGGUGGUUCUUCACUUUUUGGGGCUAAAGUUUCUAAUGGGGGUGGUUCUUGGAUUUCAUCGGGGAAUAACUUGCCGGUUUUCGCUGCAUGGAACGAUUCCUAGUUCGAAAAGGUCAUUAAGAGCGCGAUCAAAAGGGAGUCAACAUUUUCAAAAUGAAUUCAUCUAUGUUUUCUUUUUGUUUUUCCUUAAGGGUGGACUGGAGUUAUCUUUGUCUGUAAUUGGAGAUGGAAGCUUUUUGGGUACAAAAAAACAAGUUUUAAUUUGGAGGGAAUUCCUUAGAGAUAAGUUAAUGAUGAUGUUCCUUGUUAUUGUCGGAUACAUGACCCCAUUUGAUCCCUCCUAUAAUUGAUUCUACUUUAUUUUCCCUA
Molecule: messenger RNA, 1962 nt
Organism: Impatiens glandulifera
Lineage: Eukaryota; Viridiplantae; Streptophyta; Magnoliopsida; Ericales; Balsaminaceae
Product: AP2-like ethylene-responsive transcription factor ANT
Exons: 9
Coding region: 41-1696 (551 amino acids)
Biological process (GO): regulation of DNA-templated transcription
Molecular function (GO): DNA-binding transcription factor activity; DNA binding
Source: RefSeq, a predicted model, not a curated record